Solanum tuberosum (potato) is the source of this 441-nucleotide messenger RNA. RefSeq names its product zinc finger protein 8-like. Lineage: Eukaryota; Viridiplantae; Streptophyta; Magnoliopsida; Solanales; Solanaceae. The record is from RefSeq and is a predicted model, not a curated record. Bases 1 to 441 code for a protein of 146 amino acids. The transcript has a single exon. Gene Ontology annotation, molecular function: DNA-binding transcription factor activity.
AUGGCAGACCCCAGCCAGCUUGUUUACGAUUUCUGGAACCAGUCCUCUAAUUCCUCCACCGCCUCCCCCACAGAUAUGGUGGAUCAUCAGCACCCACCCAUGAUCCCUAAACCAAAAGCAAAGGUUCCAUCUUCUAGAAUGUUCUCUUGCCUCUACUGUUCUCGCAAGUUUUGCACUUCUCAAGCUCUUGGAGGACACCAGAAUGCUCAUAAGCGUGAAAGAGCCGCUUCUCGCCGUAAUAUGUUCUCCACCACCACCACAACCACCGACUCCUCCGACCGUAACAACAAUAAUAGUAAUAUGGUCCGCCUCCAUUUUCUUCAGAACAACAACGACAUGGAGCCGCCCUCUCUCAUCAUGCCUCAACAAAACGGAAAAAAUUCUUUCUUAGGAAGGAUUCCCCUUACUGGGGGUGGGACUAUUACACCAACUGAAGCUUAG